GGUGAACUUCGCCUGUAAGAACCAAUUGUCGGCGGAACCAAUGGUCGAGCCGGAAAAGAAGAAAGAGUCACAGGGCAAGAGGCUGGAGAUAUGCGCGAAUUGACGGAACCCGAGGCAGCCAAAGCACCAGUAGCAGCGGCGGCUGCAGCAGAAGCAGCAGCCCUACGACGGAAGCGGCGGGCGGCGUACCGGAAGGCCGAGAGGCUGCACCUGUAGAAGGCGGAGAAGGAGCUCCUGUAGCAGAAGGAGAAGAAGCACCAACCGUCGAGGGGGACGGAGCAGCAGUUCCACAAGCAACCGCCGAUACUGCAGUAGCGGCCGAUGGAGCUGGACGGCGACAAGGAGGCCCCCGCCGAGGAUGAGAAGAUGGCAAAGCCGCCCGCGCGGAUCAAGAUGGUGAAGGUGCCGCCGAUCUGGGAGCCCAACAACCGUCGCACCCACGCCGCCCUUGUCUACGUCUUCUUCCGCGGUCAAACAAGUGGCUUCCUACCGCCGGAUACCAAACCGAAGCAGCCACACAUUGGCUACUUUUCCAACACGGACUCCGACGUUAUAGAGCUGAUCAACGCACAAAUACGUGUUCCAGCCGAGCAGCUGCAGUCGUAUAUGAUGCUAUCGCUGGUGUACUACGAACACAGUUACGUCAGUUCCAACCUUAUUGUCGGCAAGGACGAGGCCCUCAAGUUCUUCCUCGAAGACUACAAGCAGCAGGAGAAGGAAGUCGUGGUCGAGCCGGAAAAGAAGAAGGAAAAGGGAGGCAAAACUGUCAACAUCAUGUUUGGCUCGGAUGUGCCCAAGCUCAUGAACCUGGUAACCAAAGAGCUUGAAAAGAUGCUGCAGCCGAUCGAGGUUGAGCAGCAGCGCUUCAAGAUGGAGGCCAUCGACAGUGCAGAGGGCGCGGAGCGUGAGAUCAGGCACAAGAAGCAGGUUGACUACCUAACCAUAGUAACGGACAUGGGUGUGACGGUGUUUGGGCCGCAGGUUAAUCGCAACAUGUUCAAGAAGCUCACCGUGCCGGCCGAGGCCAUUAAGAUGCAGUGCAAGGAACACAAGGUUUUAAGAAGUCCAGCGAUCAGUUCGAGGUGGUGAACUUCGCCUGCAAGAACCAAUUUUCGGCGGAACCAAUGGUCGAGCCGGAAAAGAAGAAAAAGUCACAGGGCAAGAGGCUGGAGAUAUGCGCGAAUUGACGGAACCCGAGGCAGCCAAAGCACCAGUAGCAGCGGCGGCUGCAGCAGAAGCAGCAGCCCUACGACGGAAGCGGCGGGCGGCGUACCGGAAGGCCGAGAGGCUGCACCUGUAGAAGGCGGAGAAGGAGCUCCUGUAGCAGAAGGAGAAGAAGCACCAACCGUCGAGGGGGACGGAGCAGCAGUUCCACAAGCAACCGCCGAUACUGCAGUAGCGGCCGAUGGAGCUGGAUGGCGACAAGGAGGCCCCCGCCGAGGAUGAGAAGAUGGCAAAGCCGCCCGCGCGGAUCAAGAUGGUGAAGGUGCCGCCGAUCUGGGAGCCCAACAACCGUCGCACCCACGCCGCCCUUGUCUACGUCUUCUUCCGCGGUCAAACAAGUGGCUUCCUACCGCCGGAUACCAAACCGAAGCAGCCACACAUUGGCUACUUUUCCAACACGGACUCCGACGCUAUAGAGCUGAUCAACGCACAAAUACGUGUUCCAGCCUAGCAGCUGCAGUCGUAUAUGAUGCUAUCGCUGGUGUACUACGAACACAGUUACGUCAGUUCCAACCUUAUUGUCGGCAAGGACAAGGCCCUCAAGUUCUUCCUCGAAGACUACAAGCAGCAGGAGAAGGAAGUCGUGGUCGAGCCGGAAAAGAAGAAGGAAAAGGGAAGCAAAACUGUCAACAUCAUGUUUGGCUCGGAUGUGCCCAAGCUCAUGAACCUGGUAACCAAAGA
Molecule: messenger RNA, 1905 nt
Organism: Drosophila serrata
Lineage: Eukaryota; Metazoa; Arthropoda; Insecta; Diptera; Drosophilidae
Source: RefSeq, a predicted model, not a curated record